This is a messenger RNA of Cuscuta campestris, 3386 nucleotides long. Lineage: Eukaryota; Viridiplantae; Streptophyta; Magnoliopsida; Solanales; Convolvulaceae. The record is from the annotation of a GenBank genome assembly.
GGGAAAAACCAUUUGAUCCCUUAUACAAAAUGUCCCAUACAUGAAUGAAUGCUAGAUAUAAUAAUGUAUUGAAUAAGAAUAUAUUUUUUUUUAUUUCUUCAAGUUUUUUUCUUUCUUGUUUAAUUUUUAUGCGGCCGCUGGUUUCAUUAAUUUGUAUGUUGUUUAUGCAGAAUCUUGAAAAGGGAGAAUAAAAAGGAAGAAGAAAUUAUUUGAAGAUUAUAUACUGAGGAGAAGAUCAAUAUGUUACAAAGGGCCGCAAGCAAUGCCUACUCAUGGUGGUGGGCAAGCCACAUUAGGACCAAGCAAUCUAAAUGGCUUGAAGAGAGCCUACAAGAUGAGAUGAAUGCAGAUAUGGAGGAAAAGGUGCAGCACAUGCUUGUUCUGAUCCAAGAAGAUGGGGAUUCAUUUGCAAAAAGAGCAGAGAUGUACUACAAGAGAAGACCAGAGCUCAUAAACUUUGUGGAGGAAUCUUACAGGGGUUUCAGAUCUCUAGCUGAGAGGUAUGACAAGUUGUCCAAGGAUUUGCAGAGCGUGAACCACACACUCGCCACUCUCUGUCCUGAGCAGUUCCAGCUGGACAUGGACGAAGACGACGAAUACGGGUCCCCCAAGCCCCCUCCUCGCAAGAACUUCCCUCGCCAGAACCCCAAGAAUGUCCCCAAGGUUCCAAAGGCUCCCAGCAAGAAGAAGCUGAAGGUGAUCAUAACCACAGCAACUGUCCCCAACAAGCUGCAGACCAAGAAACCGGCGGAGGUGGUGGUUGCGAAAAAAGCUCCUCCCAAAUCCGGCCUCACCAUCACGCAGGCAACUGAAGAGGUGGACAGGCUUCAGAAGGACAUUCUGAAACUGCAAACUGCGAAAGAGUUUGUGAAGAGCUCGUACCAGAGUGGGCUUGCCAAGUGCCGGGCGAUUGAGGACCAGAUCUCAGAAAUGCAGCAGAGGGUCUGUGCCCUGCAGGACGAGUUUGGAGUGACGAAAGCCAUUGAGGAUGAUGUGGCGCGCACUUUGAUGGCCGAAAUGGCGCUGAAAUCUUGCAGGGAGACGCUGGCUCAGUUGCAGGAGAGGCAGGAGAGAGCAUCGCGGGAGGCAAGAGAGGAGUACAAGAAGAUUGGAGAUUGUUAUGCUGCUCACAUUGGGCUGAAAAACCCUCAAAAAAGUGAUGACAAAAGGAAUGAGAGGAAUAGCCUCGUGUGCGAGUCAGGAAGCUCAAGUCAAGAAGUUUGUUGUGAUGCCAUGGAAGAGUCGUUGCGACCGCUGGAUUGUGGGGACUCCAUGGGAGCUCUGACUGUCACUGAACUAGUGGAGAAGAUUGAUGAGCUUGUGAACAAAGUAGUAGACCUGGAAAACACAAUUUCUGCUCAAACACUUGAAAUUGACAGAUUGAAAGAGGAAGCCAAUGAUUUUCAAACAAAGGCCGGGACCUUGAAGGAGGAGAACGAUAAGACAGAAACCGCCAAAGAAAAUCAAAUGAAUGAGAUGGAGAAGAAAUGGAAGGACAUUCAGAAUCUAAACCAAGGCCUUGAAAAGCAAAGAAGCAGCCUUCGGAAACAAAUUGCCGAGGCAAGUUGGAAUCUCGACCAUUUGUCUGAGAAACUAAAAAAUGUGAAACCGGACGAGGAAGAGGAAGACGAGGAGGAGCUUGAGGGUACAGAUUCACCACAGAGUGAAGCUGAAUCUCUCACUGAGUUCCAACCAAAGGAAAACAUGGGGGGAAAACCAGACACUCUGGAAGAUUCUGGUGCAUGUGCCUUAAACUCCACUUCCACUGAAAGAAAAGAAGGGGAAGAAGUUAGUAUAGCUCCAAACACAGUUGUUAUUAAAAAUGAAGAGGAGGAAGGUGUAAAGUCUGAAAGCGAACAUUUGUCGUCUGUGGCCAGAACACCAGCACAGAAGGUCGAGACAAGUGGUUCGCCUGGGUCUGAAGAUAAUGGAUUGAAAAAUGUCUUGAAUAUAGACUUGGAUAAGGAUGAUGAGCAAAACUGGCGGGAGAUGUUGUUGAAUGGGAUGAGGGACAAAGAAAAAGCUAUACUGAAAGAAUAUACAACAGUUCUCAGGAAUUACAAAGAGCUCAAGAAGAAGUUGACAGAGAUAGAGAAGAAAGAUAGAGACAAUGAAUUUGAAUUCACUUUGCAGAUCAGCGAGUUGAAAAGUGCGAUCGCAAAGAGGGAUGAAGAAAUACAACAGUUGCGUCAGAGGGUGAAUGUUUCGCUGUCACCAGAUGGUGGUGCUGAAAAGAAAGAACCAAGCGAAAGUACGGCUAAAGAACAAGAAUCAAGAACAGAGUCCUCAAAAGCAAGGGAAGAAGAUUCAGAGAGACCUCAGACAAAGGAUGACGAAGAUGGAUUCAUGUUGCCCGCCUUGAUUAACAAACCUGUUCACGUCUCACCUGUUGAAGAAAAGCUACGUGGGGAAAUUGAUGCAAUCCUAGACGAAAACUUGGAUUUCUGGUUACGGUUCAGCUCUUCCUUUCAUCAGAUACAGAAAUUCAAGACAACGGUCCAAGAUCUGCAGCAUGAAUUGUCGAAAGUCAAAGAAAAGAAGACACAAGAAAACAGUGCCCACUCACAGGAUCUAAGAUCAGAGGUUCGACCCAUAUUCAAACACCUUAGGGAGAUACACACUGAACUGACCGUCUGGCUAGACCAAAGCGGGUCACUUAAGGAUGAGCUGAAACGCAGAUCGUCGUCUUUGUGCCACAUUCAGGAGGAAAUCACAAUAGCUCUAAGAGAAGGAGUGGAAGGUGAAGAGAUCCAAUUCAGCAGUCAUCAAGCUGCUAAGUUCCAAGGCGAGGUCCUAAACAUGAAGCAAGAAAACAACAAAGUUAGAGAGGAGCUGCAAGCAGGUGUGGAUCAUGUAACCAUACUUCAAUUGGAAGUUGAGAAGACACUAAAGAAGUUGGGACAUGAAUUUGGUCUUUCUGGAGGAAACCCACAACUGAAACAUUCAGCGAGUCGAUCAAAAAUUCCUCUGGGGUCAUUCAUUUUCGGAAACAAACCAAAGAAGCACAAGAAAUCUGUUUUUUCAUGCAUUCACCCGAACAAAAAGUACCAGGUCUUGAGAGCUGUUAUAGAUCUUUAGCUCUUUGGUCUUUUCACUUUUAGCCUCCACAAACUCAUUCUGCUAGUGGAGCCUCACAUUAUGUACAAAUGGGAAAUCAGUUGUUUCUUUCCUGAAAGUUUUCCCUCUCUUUUUCAUAAUUUCGAACACAUUUAGAUACUGAAAAUGUCAACAGCAAGGUUCGCCUGUAGUGAGAUUAGAUAACACUUUUGAGAGUUUGCAUUCUUAACAUUCCACAUUUCCACAAUAUUCGCAAUGACUUGAACUAAUUAGAGAAGCACGUUUUAAAUCUCAUUAUGUUUCUGUUCUAAUAAUAUGAAAGAGUAUCU